AUGAUUCAGAGCUCUUUUUCAGGCUCUUCUCGGCUUCUUGGUGGUAUAAAUAUAAAUCUUCCCUCUCCUCUUAGCAUACCAAACCAGUCUUCAUCUUCUCCAUCUUCUUGGGCUUCAAGCUUUUCUGAUUUUCAAAACCCAGAAGUUCUUGCGAGUCCUAGUUCAAAUUCAAAUCCAUAUGGUGGUGCUUCAAGUAAUGGAUUCAGUAAUUUAACAACUGGGUCAUCGUCUUCAACCAUGAACUCAUCUUCUCCUCCUUUUUAUGGCCGUGGAGAGGCUGACCUGAUUGAUGAAUUUCAGCUUCAAGAUCAGUUCUCUUUCCUCAACGAUGGGCCAAAAAACUCUGAUUUGUACUACCCACCACCGGAUUUAGCAUCCAGCCCCAACGCAAGCCGCGGCGAUGGUAUGAACUUCCCUUAUGCUAUCUGGGUCAGCUCCACCAACAGCCUCCCCCACCGGCGGAGCUGCUCGGUGAGUAACAUCUCUGCAGAGGACCCAGCUGGUGGGUUUGGGUGGAAACCCUGCUUGUAUUUUGCUAGAGGGUACUGA
Messenger RNA from Ilex paraguariensis (yerba mate), 549 nucleotides. Lineage: Eukaryota; Viridiplantae; Streptophyta; Magnoliopsida; Aquifoliales; Aquifoliaceae. The record is from the annotation of a GenBank genome assembly.